Messenger RNA from Naegleria fowleri, 3210 nucleotides. RefSeq lists its product as uncharacterized. Lineage: Eukaryota; Heterolobosea; Eutetramitea; Acrasida; Naegleriidae. Gene Ontology annotation, molecular function: protein binding; guanyl-nucleotide exchange factor activity. The transcript has 2 exons. The coding region runs from base 1 to 3210 and encodes 1069 amino acids. The record is from RefSeq and is a predicted model, not a curated record.
AUGUCUCAACAACUCGAUGAUGAUCAUUCUCACACUAUAAAUAACACUACCACGAGCAACAACAACAAUAACUCCACCACCAACACUCGAACCACCACCAACUCUACAACAUCUACUUCCAUGAUCAAUGAUUUGAAACAAUUAUUGAAUCUAUUGCAUGUCAUUUUCAUCAUUCCCAUCCUUCAAUUCAUUCAACAUCCACAACUUGGUUCUUAUUGGAAGAUUCUGAAUAAUGAUGAUGAUGAUGAUGAUGGGAGUAGUACUGCUAGUACUUUGAACUCUUCAACAACAACAUCAAAACACUCUCCUCUCAUUAGUAUUGCCAAAUCUCAUUUAUCUUCUUCACUCGGAGGAGUCUCAACACACACUCCGAGAGGAUCCAAACGUAUGAUGGUUGGAGAAGAGAAUCAACAAAACAAGGCACAAAUCAUUCGAGAGAGAAUUAUGAAUCUAUCGAUCAGUACACAACAGGGAUCAUUGCUCCAUGAUGAUGAUGAGGAUCAUGACAUGAUGGAUGAAGAGAACGAGGAUUAUGAACAAGAUGAUGAUGAUGAUGACAUGGAAGAUAUUCAAGUGAGUGAUCAUGAAGAAGAAGACUCGAAGGAAGAUUCAUCCUCCUCUUCCUCUCUCAGUGAUGGUGCUAGUACUACUACUACUACUACUACUACUACUGCUGCUGCUGCUGGUGCUGCUGAGAAGAACAAUUCCUCCACCAUCAACACCAGCACCCCCAGCACCACUUCAAUCCUCACCAUUACAUCGUCGUCAUCGUACAGUACUGCUGAUCCGUCUGCUUCUUCUUCUUCUAUCAAUACUACUGAUGCCACUUCCACACCAACCACCCUCAAAGUUCCAAAAUUAUCACUUCUUGGUUCAUCAUCACCCUCAUCAUCAUCAUCAUCACCUAUUCACGUACGAUCACGCUCCUCAGGUUUAACCAUUAGUAGUACUACUACUACUACUACUACUGCUAAUACAACUACUACUAGAGUUGGUGGUGAUGGUGGUGGUGGUGGUGAUACCUCUUCCAUGGUUCCAACUCUACAAAUUGGUUCUCUUCCUGUCACUUCCAAUUAUCUUUCCAAUUUGACAGCACCAAGUACUCUCUCAGCACGUGGUAAAAGUGCAAGUAACAAUCGAAAUUGUAUCAUCAUCAAUGGUGGUCAUGGUCAUGGCAGUGGAUUGGAAUCUUCUCCUCACAUGAGACUUGUGAACAAUGAAAUUGAAAGAAUCCUCCAAACACCCAAUGCCUGUGAUUUGAAAUUGAAUUCUCUCACAUUGACCAUAUUUCCACACAAAUUAUUUAAUUUAUUUAAAACACACAAAAUUACCAAGAUUGAUGUCUCUGAUAAUAGACUCACUUCUCUCUCCUAUCACUUUACCAAUUCAUUUCCAUAUUUGGAAGAAUUGAACCUUUCUAGAAAUUUAUUUACAUCCAUGUUCAAUGAUUUUAACAAAUUGAAAUAUUUAAGAGUAUUAGAUUUGAGUUACAAUGGAUUUGAAAUUCUUCCUCAAAAUGUAUUACAAUGUACUAAUUUACAAGAACUCUAUUUGAAUCACAAUUCAUUGAUUGCCUUGCAACCUGACAUUGCAAAAUUACAACAAUUACAAGUGUUAGAUAUUUCUAACAAUUUACUUUCAAAAUUACCAGAUGAAUUGACUCAAUUGAAGAAUUUAAAGAAAUUGAAUGUAUCCAAUAACAAGUAUAUUGAUUCAGCCAUGAAGAUUAUUAUGGAUUUGUACAAACAAAAUCCAAAUUUAGAAAGAGACAUUAAGAGUGAAGAUUUGGGUGAUAAUAGAGAUGUUCUUCUUGUUGCAUCAUCAUCACCUUCUUCUUUGACUACAGCCCCUACUACUACUACAAAUACCACCACUACUGCUAGUGCCACUACUCACACUUCCAGUACAACUACUACUACUACUAGUACUACUACAACCACAACAGCAACUCCCACCAAAACUGAUCGCAGUGCAAGCAUGACCAAUUUGUCAAAAACACCACCACACACCAUCAGCCCUCCUAACAAGAUCAUGACCAAAGUGGCCACUACUACUACUACGACCACCUCGACAGAUUCAUCACUUUUAAAAACAUCAUCAUCCAUGGAUACUUCAGAUGCACUCACAACCAAACGUGUCUAUUCCAUUCUCGAAUUGAUUGAAUCUGAAUUCAAAUACAAGAAUUAUCUUGAAACAUUAUUCAAUGAAUUCAUGUUACCCAUUAGUAAUUGUGAUGAUUUACAACAACAAGGUCAAUUGAAGUUUAUUGGAUGUGGAAUUCAAGAUGGUCCACAAUUUGUGAAAAAGAUAUUUCCACCAGAUUUGGAAAAUAUUUUGAAAUGUUCACAAAUGUUUUAUAGAGAAUUGGUCAAGAUUUUACUAGAACCAACCAUCACCACCACCACGACCGAGGCGACGAUUCAUCAAAAUCUACCACAAGCCUACUCUCAAUAUCCAAAAUUCAAACAAGUCAUUGAAAUGGCAAAAACAGUGACAGGCACUGAUGGUUUGGAUAUUUCAAGUCUGUUGAUCAUGCCAUGUCAACGUAUUGUAAAAUAUUGUUUAUUGCUUAAGGCUAUUAUGAAAGAGACACCAACAGAUCAUCCAGAUUAUCCUCUCUUAGAAAUUGCUUCUACUAAAAUGCAAGCAACAGCACAUGAAAUUAAUCGAAAGAUGAAAGAUAUUGCCAACUUGAGAAAUUUAAUUGAUAUUGCCUCACAGUAUUCCAUUGAUGGAUUGGUCGUCUCUACACGAAGAUUUAUCUCAACGACAAGUGUCAAGAUUUAUAUUGUGCCAUCAAGUGGUACUAAUAGUAGUAGUAGUAAUAGUGGUACUAGUGGUAGUAAUACUAAUAGCUUGAUUCUUCAAAACACUUCUGGCACUAAUAUUGUCACUCGUGAGAAGGCUAAAAUUCAUCUCUUCAAUGAUCGAAUUCUUUUCACCACUAUUGAAGACUCCCAUUAUUACUUUAGCGUUGGAUCAUUAUUGCAAUUGGGAAGAAAUCCAUCCGAAUUGUACAAAUUAUCUGAAGUGGAAUUGCCCUCGAUGGACAACACAACAAUGGACAAGACCAAAGUAUCGCUGAAUAUUCUACCCAAAUCGUCUCAAUACAUUUUAGAAUGUGAGAGUGAGAGUGUGUGUAAUACUCUUACACAACAAUUGAAAGAUUUGUUAACCACCACCACCACCACCACUGCAGUGCAAAAGUAG